CGAAUUUUUGUCCGACAGGUUUUCCUCUAUGACACACUAUUUUGAUGCCUCGUAAGAAGCCUUUCAGUUCAAAACAAAAGAAGUUUCAACUGCAAGACAAACGGCAAAGAAAGAAGGAAUCCACUCAAGAUGAAGAUGAUACUGAAGAUAUUGAGACCGCUGGUCAGGAUUCAUCACAGUCACAGAAAAAAUUGAGAAAGGGCAAAUCAGGACCUAUUCCUGACAGGAGAACUGAUCCGAACAGAUACCGUCUGCAGUUCUUUAAAGAGAGUAAUGAAGAGAUUGAUCGUCGAAAGAAACUGGCUAGAAGACCUCUACGUCACUUACCAGAGGAAGCAUUAGAAGUGAAUAUAGAUCAGGUGUACCAGCCAGGAUCUGUGCUAGACCUCCCCAAACGACCUCCAUGGAACUACUCUCUCAGCAAAGCCAAGUUGGAGGCCAGGGAACAGAAUUACUUUCAAGACUACACAGAGGCCAUCUUUGAAAAAUACUCUCCAGAACAGUUGAGCUACUUUGAGCUGAAUCUAGAAACUUGGCGGCAGUUAUGGCGAGUGUUGGAGAUGUCAGACAUUCUGCUCCUUAUCCUGGACAUCAGAUAUCCAGUUCUACACAUGUCACCAGCAUUAUACCAUACAGUGACCCAUGACCUCGGCAAGUCAAUCAUCAUCAUCCUAAAUAAGGUUGACCUGGCCCCACCUCCUCUGGUUAUUGCAUGGAAGAAUUUCCUGCAGGAAAAAUAUGAAAAAGUUCACAUUGUCUUGUUUACUUCAUAUCCAAAUGAGGCUCUGGCAGAGGGAGGUAAUGAGACUAAAGCUAAGAUGAGACGAAAGCGUGGAGGUGGGGCAUGGACCAGGGCCAUGGGACAGGGUCAGCUGCUCAGUGUCUGCCAGGAUAUUGUUGGUGACAAAGUUGAUCUGCGUAGCUGGCAAGACAAAAUGGUUUCAGUCUCUAGUACUGUUAAAGAGGAAGAGGAAAUAGCCGAUUCAUCAGUGGUUGGGGGAGAGGAUGAUGAUGGCCUCUAUAAACAAGGGGACACAACUCUGUUCCAAAAUGGAGUUCUUACUAUUGGAUGUGUUGGUUACCCUAAUGUUGGGAAAUCAUCUUUAUUGAAUGGACUAGUUGGUAAAAAGGUGGUCAGUGUGUCAAGAACCCCUGGCCAUACCAAACAUUUCCAGACUAUUUUUCUAACCCGAACAGUGAAGCUGUGUGACUGUCCAGGUCUGGUGUUUCCAUCACUCAUUGACAAAUCAUUACAGAUAUUGGCUGGUAUAUACCCCAUUGCACAAGUGCGUGAGCCAUACUCGCCUGUAGGUUUCCUGGCAGAGAGAAUAGAUGUUGUGAAACAACUCUGCCUAAAACAUCCACACUACGAAGGGAAUAAAGCUCAGUCCCAGAUAGAAUGGAGUGCAUAUGAUAUAUGUCAAGCCUGGGCUGAGAAACGAGGAUUUAUUACCGCCAAGUCAGGCAGACCUGAUCUUUACAGAGCAGCCAAUAAUUUGCUGAGGAUGGGUCUGGAUGGUCGUCUUUGCCUGUGUCUGAGACCCCUUGGGUAUGCUGAAAAUAAAGGGCAGUGGGAUCAGCAUCCAGAAACACUAAAGCUGAUCAGUGACCUGGAGUUUUACAGAGUCAAUGAUGAUGUGUCUGAUGGAGAGGAUGAGUCUAGCGAUGAUGAAUUGGGGCAUCUAGUUCUAGAACAGGACUCCGAUGAUGAUGAUGAAGGAGGAAGUGAGGAAGAAGAAGAGGAAAAUAAAGAUGAAUCUAAAUAUGUGUCCAAUAAUCCUUUUGCACUCUUAGACAGUGAUGAUGACUGAAGUUCUUCACAGUUCUUACAGGUCUUAUAUUGUCACUGACUAAAUAUUUUGGUAGCAAAUUAAACUAGCCCUGAGGGUCAGUGUAUACUACCUGCAGUGAGAUAAUGAUCAUGAAACAGUCUUAGAUUUCAUUCAAAAUCUAACUUAUCCAUAAAAUAUAAAUUCAUGGAAAUCAGGUAAACGUUUUGCAAUGCUGUAGAUGGAAAAAAAAUGUAAGUGAUAAAAAUUGAAUGAUUUCGAUAGGAUUUAAAAAGAAAAAAAAAAAAAAACACCCUCUAAAUUUUUACAAAGAAACACCAUACAGUUGAAUUUAUAGCUGGCUGUCUGUUUUUGCGGAUUGGUCACCUAAGACAAAGUUUCAAGUGACCAUUUGCUUUUGCAUUUCCCUCAUAGGGCGUUGUACAUCAUCAGUUAUAGGUCGAUAACAAUCAUAAUUUUUUAAUUCUUCUGAAAGACCCCUAAAUUUUGUGCAGAAACCUUUACAGGUUAAAGGUGAACCAAAAUGAUGAAUUCUAAUGAUAGCAUUUGACUUACAUUAAAAACAUUGUCUGAGCCUUGUCUUCUGUAUAACUAAUCAUAGAAAUUUAAUACUUGGGAUAAAGGUUAACAAUGGUGAGCCUUUGUAUAGGUAGGGGACUGUGAUUAGUUGAAUGACCUAUUUUAUAAUAUAUCCGUAGAUCUGGUUUAGCUUUAAGUAUGAACUUUAUUUUCAAGACUAUGACACCUUUGCAGAAUUGAAUAAAAAUUAAAUAUACUUUAUGCACUAUGCAAAAUAUUCACAAUUUUGUACAUUGCUUUAUGCAUUUAACUUAGCUGCAGGUGUGUUAUGUACAGAGAUUAUGUGUCAUGCCUAUUGCAUGGGAAGGUGGGUGAAGGAAGUUUUAAGUUUUAUACUACAAUCUAAAUGUUUAUGUAAUUUUACAGUUAGUAAUAUCAAUCCAGCAAUUGGAGUGAAAUUCAUCAGUUUGGUAUUAUGAAUGUGCCUUGAAAUGAAUGAUGUUUGAUCCAAUUUUGUUUCAAUAAGAUCGACCAUCACCACAACUUCAUAUGAAAGAGAGACUGAAAUAUUGCCAAUAGUAUACAAUGUAAGAUUUUAGCUUUAUAAGCUGUACAGAUUUCAAGAAUGUCCCAUUAGCAGAAUUUGUUACAUGUAACAUGUUAUUUAAGUAAAUGUGAAUGUUGAAUUUCCUGUUUAAAAUAUUGAAAUAAAUAAUGGUUUGAUCAACAUAACCUAUAAUAUGUAGUAUUACAUACUUGUGUUUCAGUUGGACUCUUAAUCUUUGCAUAAAUCAUGUUUAUUAUUGAAAUAAAUCUUAUGAUAUAGAUAAUA
Messenger RNA from Ylistrum balloti, 3141 nucleotides. RefSeq names its product guanine nucleotide-binding protein-like 1. Lineage: Eukaryota; Metazoa; Mollusca; Bivalvia; Pectinida; Pectinidae. Gene Ontology annotation, molecular function: GTPase activity; GTP binding. The coding region runs from base 45 to 1811 and encodes 588 amino acids. The record is from RefSeq and is a predicted model, not a curated record. The transcript has 13 exons.